GUGUUCAAUUUUCAUAAAUUCAUGUAUAGUAGUCCACUAUACCAGAAUUUAUGAAAAUUGAACAGUAGAAAAAUAUGGCCACAUGAAAUUAACAAGUACGUAAUGUGGUAUGGCGAUGAUGCUUCUGUUCACUGGAAGCCAAAGAUAUCUGUUCACGAUCACACUGUGACAGUACUAGUUUGAUAGAGUUGUUCUACGCUACAUUCUUAGUGUUAGUGUGUUACCAAAUUAGACUAAGCACUUAAUGAAAAUUUAGUGUAACCUAGAAAUUGGCUACUUCAGUGGAGUGGUGCUUUAUAUAGCAAAACUGUACAUGUAACUCGACCUUUGGCUGAAAGAUUGCUUGCUUGUUUAUUACAUACAUCAUUCUUAAUCCCGGAAAUUUUCUUCUGUCUUCGAGUGAAAAAAAUAACCAGGAUGAUACCUAGGCAGGCUAAGCAAUAUGACGCCGGGCCGAAAUCGACCUUGUUUCUACCGGUAGUCGUAUGACCUCGUUCAUCGCAACAAUGGUAUUGCGCUGUAGUAAAAAUGUUGUCUGUAUUCUAAUAAGUCGGACAACCUCUCUAGCCACCGACAAUAGCAAGGGUGUUGCGCACGCGCAAAAAAAAUGUUGUCUGCAUUUUUGGAGAAAAAAAUGGCUGUAAUUGUCAGCUGGAUAGUUGAGUCCGUCCUGGAGAUUUUGCAGAUCUCCGGGCUGACUCUGCAAACAAUUCUCGUCUUCUGUGUGGCCUUCCUCAUUGCGUGCACGUUCUUGUUAAAGCGCCCCAGGAACCUGCCACCUUACCCGGCAGGACGCGUGCCUGUUCUCGGGCACCUCCUCGCCUUGGGCCGAGCGCCUCACCUCACGCUGACGGCGUGGAGGCGGCAGUACGGGGACGUCUUCACCGUCAGGAUGGGGAUGGAAGAUGUGGUGGUUCUGAACGGCUACACUGCCGUCAAGGAUGCGCUCGUGGACAUGUCCGAGCUGUUCGCGUCCAGGCCGCCAAACUACCUGUUCGAUUUGACAGUUGGAUUCGGAGAAGACAUUGUUACUGCACGUUGGGGGAGCAAGUUCAGACAGAGACGGAGGUUUGCUACCACGGCGUUAAGGAACCUCGGCAUGAAGGUCGGCACUGGCAGCAUUGAAGAGAAAAUCCGAGAGGAAGCUAUACGUCUCCGCAACAGGGUUGCAGAAUACGAGGGAAAACCUAUUGAUAUCGCCCAUGGUAUCAACGUGGCGGUCGCGAACGUCAUCUGCUCCAUGACGUUCGGAAAGCGCUACGACUACGAGGAUGAAACGUUCCGGGAGCUCUCUGAGGCGGUUGUGACAAUAAUGUCUGAGCUUGGAGCGGGGCAGAUUAUCAGUGUCUUCCCCCUGUUACGGUUUGUUCCAGGAGUGAACCGAGCCAGCUACAGUGUAUCUGGACAACUGGCGAAGAUCCAAAAGGUGUUGAGGGAAGAAAUGUCUCGCCAUCGAGAACACCUGGAUCACGAGAACCCACGAGACUUCCUCGACUUCUGCCUGCUGGAGCUGGAACUGCAGGAAAAGGUGGCUGGUCUGACGGAAGAGAACGUCCUGUAUAUGACACAGAACCUUUUCUUCGGUGGAACAGACACGACCACCAACACAUUGCUGUGGAGUCUACUCUACAUGAUUUUGAACCCAGACAUCCAAAAGAAGGUACUCAUCAGCAUCAAAUUAACUUUGCUUCGACAGGCACAAGAGGAGCUUGAUGCCGUUGUUGGUGAGAGUCUGCCCACCCUGUCCCACCGUUCCCAGCUGCACUACGUGAACGCCUGCCUGUUGGAGGUCAUGAGGAUCCGCCAUAUCGGGCCUCUUGCCGUUCCCCACGCCACCACAGACACGGUCAAAGUGAAGGAGUACGACAUCGCUAAGGGAACCCAGGUACUACCGAACUUGCACUCCCUCCACAUGGACCCCGCCUACUGGCCUGAUCCGGACCGGUUUGACCCCGUAAGAUUCCUGGACGCGGAAGGGAACGUCAUCAACAAGCCUGAGUCCUUCAUGCCUUUUUCUGGAGGCCGACGUGUGUGUCUUGGUGAGCAGCUGGCCAGGAUGGAACUUUUCCUGUUCUUCUCGACUCUACUGCAGUCCUUCACCUUCAAGACGCCAGAGGGCGCCCCUCCUCCAAGCACUGACGGCAUCUUUGGGAUAACAUUGACACCGCAUCCGUUCCAGCUUUGUGCAAUACCACGUUAG
Branchiostoma floridae (Florida lancelet) is the source of this 2200-nucleotide messenger RNA. Its product is annotated as vitamin D(3) 25-hydroxylase-like. The record is from RefSeq and is a predicted model, not a curated record. Gene Ontology annotation, molecular function: heme binding; iron ion binding; oxidoreductase activity, acting on paired donors, with incorporation or reduction of molecular oxygen, reduced flavin or flavoprotein as one donor, and incorporation of one atom of oxygen. NCBI's taxonomy places the organism in Eukaryota, Metazoa, Chordata, Leptocardii, Amphioxiformes, Branchiostomatidae. Gene Ontology annotation, biological process: xenobiotic metabolic process. The transcript has 7 exons. The coding region runs from base 608 to 2200 and encodes 530 amino acids. Gene Ontology annotation, cellular component: intracellular membrane-bounded organelle; cytoplasm.